AAUACUAAACAGGUGGUCACAAAACGCGCGUCCUAAAACAUCCACCAUGGAGAAGAGGUGAAGGAUUCCACGGUCGUUUACAUUUCGGGAUACAAGCUUUACAUUGCCAAAGAAAAUUAAUGACAAGGGAGGCUGUGCAAAGUAGCAAUACACCUAGAGCUUUCUUCUGGAUCUGGGGAACACGUCGGGAACUAAAAUAUGAAAGUGACAGUGUGUUUUGGACGGACAAGGGUGGUGGUUCCGUGUGGAAAUGGAAAUAUUAAAGUCCACAGCCUUAUUCAGCAAGCGGUUAUGAGAUACAAAAAAGCGAUCGCUAAGGACCAGGGCUACUGGGUACACGUCCACCGCUUGGAGCAUGGCGACGGCGGCAUCCUGGACCUUGACGACGUACUGUGCGAUGUGGCGGACGACAAAGACCGGCUGGUGGCCGUGUAUGACGAGCAGGACCCACACCACGGGGGCGAUGGCACCAGCGCCAGCUCCACGGGCACCCAGAGCCCGGAGAUCUUCGGCAGCGAGCUCAACUCCAGCAAUGUGUCCGCCUUCCAGCCCUACCAGGCGGCCAGCGAGAUCGAGGUCACCCCGUCCGCCCUCAGAACCAACAUGCCCCUGCACGUUCGCCGCAGCAGCGACCCGGCUCUUGCGGGCCUGCCGCUCCCCUUCAGCGAGGCCCACGCUCCCCCGGAGGAGCCGUCCCGAAAGAACCCCACCCGCUGGUCCACCACCGCCGGCUUCCUCAAACCCAGCCCCGGCGGCAACGCCACCAACAGCCUGGAGAGAAAGGGGAAAGGUAUGGAUGCCUACCGCAGCCUCCCGCGGGACACGGGAAACUGGGGCGGGCAGUUUCAGAGGGAGAACGCCCGCUCCUCGCUGAGUGCCAAUCACCCCAUGGUGGACAGGUGGCUGGAGAGACAGGAGCAGGAGGAAGAUGGGAGAGAGGAGGAGAAUGGCAGGAUCGAGCCGGUGGGCCGGGCCGACUCCUGCAUCGAGCACUCCCCAGUCUUAUCCCUGGAUGACAUUGUAAAGCUGGUAGAAGUCUCCAAUGACGGCGGCCCGCUGGGGAUCCACGUAGUGCCUUUCAGUGCGCGAGACAGAAGGACCCUGGGCUUGUUAGUAAAGCGUCUGGAGAGAGGCGGCAAGGCCGAGCAGGAGAGUCUGUUCGGCGAGAACGACUGUAUCGUCCGGAUUAAUAACGGGGAUCUGCGCAACAUCCGAUUCGAACAGGCGCAGAACAUGUUCCGGCAGGCCAUGCGCUCGCCCGUCAUCCUGUUCCACGUGGUCCCGGCGGUGAAGAAGGCCGAGUACGAGCAGUUCUCUCACAACGAGUUGAACCCCGUCUACGGCCCGGGCCGGUUCAGCCCAGACCCCCAGGCCUGCGACAGAGGGGGCGGGGCAGGGGGGCUGGACCACACCCCUCAGAGGAUGUCCCGCUCCGGGCCGCACCCUCAUGGUCAGCCACCCCCGCUCCCGCGCCCGAACCCGCCGCCGCAUGCAGAGAUGGGUGCCUUCUACUCCCCGCCUCCCCCGGGCGGCGGCUCCGCGGGCGAGCUGCCCUCUGGCCACACCCCCUCUCCCCAGAGGAGCCUUAGCUCCACCCCCUCGUCGGGGUAUACCAAAAAGGUCGGCAGGAGGUUCAACAUCCAGCUAAAGAAAGGCCCGGAAGGCCUGGGGUUCAGCAUCACGUCGCGGGACGUCCCCAUCGGCGGCUCGGCGCCCAUCUACGUGAAGAAUAUCCUCCCCCGCGGGGCGGCCAUCCAAGAUGGCCGGCUGAAGGCGGGCGACCGGCUGCUGGAGGUCAACGGGGUGGACCUGAAUGGAAGGACGCAGGAGGAAGUGGUGGCCCUGCUCCGGGGAACUCAGAUGGGCGGCUCGGUCGGCCUUGUGGUCCUUCGGCAAGAGGACGCCUUCCUGCCCCGGGAAGUGAACGCAGAGGCCAUACAGAGGCAGAGUCUCCGAGAUUUGAAAACAGAGGAGGACGACCUGGUGCUGACGCCGGACGGGACCCGGGAGUUUUUAACCCUCGAGAUCCCGCUGAACGACUCCGGCUCGGCGGGCCUGGGGGUCAGUGUCAAGGGCAACAGGUCAAAGGAGAGCCAUGCAGACCUGGGCAUCUUCGUCAAGUCCAUCAUCAACGGGGGAGCCGCGUGCAAGGACGGGAGGCUGAGGGUCAACGACCAGCUGAUAGCGGUGAACGGCGAGUCGCUGCUGGGGAAGACGAACCAGGACGCCAUGGAAACGCUGCGCAAGUCCAUGUCCGUGGAGGGAAACAGGCGAGGAAUGAUCCAGCUGAUAGUUGCCAGGAGAGUCGCGAAGAGAAAUGAGCAGGAGACCCCCAUGCCCUCCCCGGGCCCGGAGGCGCCCUUCAACACCUCUCUGGACGACCAUGAGCGGCGGAUCUCCCAGUCCCUGUACGGGGGCGUGGAGGGUCUGGACGACAGCCUGGCACCGCGGGCCGCUGUCAUGGCCAGGAUGAUGGGUAACUACCAGCUGUCCCCAACUGUGAACAUGCCCCAGGAUGACACCGUCAUCAUUGAAGAUGAUAGGCCACCUGUUCUUCCUGCGCAUCUGUCUGACCAAUCAUCCUCCAGCUCUCACGAUGACAUGGGUUUCACAACAGAAGCUCCUCCUACCUGGGCCAAAGACAUACCGACACAGAACGAGUGCUCCCUCAGCCCCGACGUGGACCCUGACAGUGCCUUCCAGAGGGAGGGCUUCGGCAGGCAGAGCAUGUCGGAGAAGCGGACCAAGCAGUACGGCGACGCCUCCCAGCUGGAGUUCAUCAAGACGCGCAAGUCCAAGAGCAUGGACCUAGUAGCAGACGAGGUUAACCUCACCCCAAGGUCAGAGAGGACGACAGGUUCCCCAACAAGAGAUGUAGGACCCUCUCUAGGCCUCAAAAAGUCCAGCUCCCUGGAAAGCCUGCAGACCGCCGUCGCCGAGGUGACCCUGAACGGAGACAUCCCAUUCCACCGGCCGCGGCCGCGGAUAAUCAGAGGGAGGGGCUGCAAUGAGAGCUUCAGAGCCGCCAUCGACAAGUCCUACGACAGGCCGUCUCAGGAGGAGGACGACGAGGGCAUGGAGACCCUGGAAGAGGACACAGAAGAAAGCUCACGCUCGGGCCGGGAGUCCGAAUCUGCCGGCACCGACAUCGCCUCACUGUCGGGAGGGCCGGGAACCGCGGAGAGGCAGGUGAACGGCGGCCGAGCCAAAGAUGAGAAGAGGAAGGACAAGGGAGGGAAGGACAAGAAGAAACAGGAGAGGGACAGAGACAAGGACAAGAACAAAUCCAAGAAAGGCAUGCUGAAAGGCCUGGGGGACAUGUUCAGGUUUGGCAAGCACCGCAAGGACGAGAGGCCCGGGGACAAGAUGGAGCGCAAGGGGUCGAGCAAGUCGAAGGCGGAGGAGACGCAGGCGUCCGAGGAGGAGAUGCUGCGAAUGAGGCUGGAGCAGGAGAGGAUUCAGGCGAAAACCCGAGAGAUCCGGGAGAGGCAAGCGCGUGAGAGGGACUACGCCGAGAUCCAGGACAUCAACAGGAUGCUGGGGUCGGACGAGGAGCACCCGUACGCUGGCAUUGGCUCCCUGGACUCCUCGAUCGACAGCGGGCCCAAUCAGCCACCGAGCCCCAGGGACGGCAGCCAAUCCCCAGAGGCGGUGUACGCACAGGUCAACAAGCCCCGCAACGGCCGGCCUCCCUCCGCCGACAGCAACCGAGUGGCUCCUAGCAACCACGACCGGAUACAGAGGCUGCGGCACGAGUUCCAGCAGGCCAGGCAGGACGACGACCCGGACGACCGCCGUCGCACCUACAGCUUUGAGCAGCCGUGGCCCGGCGCCGGGGCGUACGGCACGCAGACGGGCCGCCACUCGGUGUCCGUGGAGGUGCAGGUGCAGAGGCAGAGGCAGGACGAGAGGGACUCCUUCCAGCAGGCCCAGAGGCAGUACAGCUCCCUCCCGCGGCAACCACGGAAAAACCCCAGUACCGUGUCCCAGGACUCGUGGGACAGGGUCUACCCCCCGGGGGAGGGCUUCCAGACGGCCAAGGAGAACCCCCGCUACUCCAGCUACCAGGGGUCCCGGAACGGCUACCUGGGGGCCAGCGGGUUCAAUGCCCGGGUGCUGCUGGAGACCCAGGAGCUUCUGCGGCAGGAGCAGAGGCGCAAGGAGCAGGAGGCCAAAAUGAAGCUGCCGCCCCCCCAGGAGGCCCCCGGGGGCUACGACUCCUACAGCCCCGCCCCCACCCCCGUCCCUGCCCCUGCCUCCUCCCCCGCCCCACCCAAAGGGCCCUAUAGGCAGGACGUGCCGCCCUCCCCAUCUCAGCUGGCCCGGCUGAACAGACUGCACACCCCAGAGAAAGGACGCCCUUUUUACUCUUGAAGGCCUGGGGAGGGGCGGGGCGAGUGGGCGGAAGAGCGUCUGUAUCACAGCAAUAACAAAGGAAGAGAACUUCUGGGAGCUGGUUCACUUUGAACUUCUUCAGCACGAAAGAUUGAAUCCUUAUGUUUUUUUUUUUUUUUAAUGAGAAUCCUCCUUCCUAUCCCCCUUCCCUACAAAAAGGCCGGCUCUGAUGGAGAAUGUCUCCCAUGCUGGUCCUGCUACUCUCAGUGCCUUUCUGCGUUCAUCUUUUGAGUCCGCGACCAGCGGCCAGGUUGCGGGGCCGUAUUAGGACUCUCACUGUGACAGUCACGCAGGGCAGAGCAGGGCGGCCCUGGGGGACCAGGCGCCUGGGGCUCCACCCACACUGUUGCAGCCUGUACAGCGUGCAGCUUCACUGUGAUGUCACAAAGAGCGUGACAGAGGCUGAUUGGACAGGUCUCCCCCUGCCCGACAGCACAGCUGGCAAUGUGUGUGUGUAUGUGUAUUCCUGCACAUGUAUUCCUCUGCCUGUGUGUGUAUCUGGAAGGAUGGGCGUGUUAGUUUCGGGUGUGCAUUAUGUGUGCGCACAUGUAUGUGGAAGUGUGUGUGUAGUUGUUCACACGCACGAGUCGUGUGUCUGAGUGGAUGGAUCAGAAUGUGUCUGUGUGUAUGUGUGUGCAUGCUUGUGUAUGUAUGACCAGCUGUGUGUGUGUGUGAGAGUGUGUGUGUCUCAGUGUGUGCUGGUACGUAGGGCAAGGGUAAAAACGUCACUGACACUCACAGCCACGGUACCCUGUUAGCCUCAGUAAUGGUACUCACAAUAACCUCAGUGCUCCUCUCUGACCUUGGUUUUUUUUUUUUUUUUAAGCCUUUUGCCUUCUUUUGUUUUUGUAGAUUUUUUUCUCAUCCCCACAUAAAUGUAACCCUUUAGAUCUCCUUACAGACAGACCCCCUG
Megalops cyprinoides (Indo-Pacific tarpon) is the source of this 5308-nucleotide messenger RNA. Its product is annotated as partitioning defective 3 homolog. Gene Ontology annotation, cellular component: cell cortex; apical plasma membrane; apical junction complex. The record is from RefSeq and is a predicted model, not a curated record. NCBI's taxonomy places the organism in Eukaryota, Metazoa, Chordata, Actinopteri, Elopiformes, Megalopidae. The transcript has 25 exons. Gene Ontology annotation, molecular function: protein binding; phosphatidylinositol binding. The coding region runs from base 199 to 4374 and encodes 1391 amino acids. Gene Ontology annotation, biological process: cell adhesion; establishment or maintenance of epithelial cell apical/basal polarity; establishment of centrosome localization.